Messenger RNA from Zychaea mexicana, 1207 nucleotides. Its product is annotated as arginase. The record is from RefSeq and is a predicted model, not a curated record. Lineage: Eukaryota; Fungi; Mucoromycota; Mucoromycetes; Mucorales; Lichtheimiaceae. Gene Ontology annotation, cellular component: cytoplasm; cytosol; nucleus. The transcript has 3 exons. Gene Ontology annotation, molecular function: arginase activity; manganese ion binding. The coding region runs from base 45 to 986 and encodes 313 amino acids.
UGUUCUUUGUUUACUUUUUCCCUUCUUCUUUUACUGCCGUUGCCAUGACAAACGCCUGUUCACGUUUCAUCAAAUCCAAGAACGUCUCUGUGGUAGGCAUUCCAAUCAAUGCUGGCCAACCACGAGAAGGCGUCGAAAAGGGUCCUGCCAAGCUCAUCGAAUUCGGUCUCUUGAACCAACUCGAAGAAAUGGGAUGGACUACUGAACACAAGGAUAACGAAAAACUCGUUGCCAGCCUCAAGCCUUCAGACGAUCCUGAUGUGCUCAAUCUUAAACAGCCCAAAUGGGUCUCUGCAGUCACCCAAUCUAUCAGUGAACAGGUCCGUCAGAGUGCAAUGGACGGCAAGUUUGUUCUGACGCUGGGUGGCGACCAUUCUCUUGGCUUGGCUUCAGUCUCUGGCAUAUUUGCAGCUUAUCCCGACGCAUGUCUUAUCUGGGUUGAUGCUCAUUCUGAUAUCAACACUCCUGCAUCUUCUCCUUCGGGUAACAUUCAUGGAUGUCCGAUUGCAUUCCUUACCGGUAUUGCCGAAGAUCAUCCAGAUUUCCGGUGGGUCAAGCCCUGCUUGGAUGCCCAGCGACUGGUGUAUAUCGGUUUACGUGAUGUAGACGUCGGUGAAAAGAAAAUCAUCAAGGAUCACAAUAUCAAAGCGUUCUCGAUGCAUCAUGUGGAUAAGUGGGGUAUUGGCAAGGUGCUCGACAUGGCAUUAAACCAUGUUAACCCAGACCGUAACCGGCCUAUCCAUCUCUCUUUUGAUGUGGAUGCACUAGAUCCAUCUGUUGCACCUAGCACAGGCACACCUGUACGCGGUGGAUUGACGUUCCGUGAAGGCCAUUACAUCUGUGAAGCCCUCGCAGAAUCCGGAUUGCUGGUUUCGGCCGACAUUGUCGAGGUGAACCCUGACUUGGAAGAUGAAAAUGCUGCAUUUCAGACCAUUCAAGUGGGCUGCUCUCUUGCUCGCUGUUGCUUAGGCGAAGCAUUGUUAUAGUAGCGACAACAGAAGCCUAUUCUUUCAUGCAUCCCUCCCCUCCACCGUCUCUUUCUCUCCAGUUCAAGCAUACAUUACCUACAUUCUACUAUCAUCCUUUGUUUUCUAAUCUAUCGUCUGUAGGUAGUUAUAACUACAUAUUGUGUGUAUAGAUAGCCACCGCCCCGUGUUUUCUUUUUCUCUUACAAUACCACCGUAUAAAUAUGCGUUUUCAGUUACUG